Podarcis lilfordi (Lilford's wall lizard) is the source of this 800-nucleotide messenger RNA. NCBI's taxonomy places the organism in Eukaryota, Metazoa, Chordata, Lepidosauria, Squamata, Lacertidae. The record is from the annotation of a GenBank genome assembly.
AUGCAGGAGUUCGGGAAACUCCAUCCCGGCCUCGCUCUCGGGCCAGGAAAAUUAGAGAGCCCAGGAAAAUUAGAGAGCUUUCCGCCUUUAAUUUCUGCUGCUGCAAACUUUUCAAAGAACACACCCUCUGAAUUUGCAAUUGAUUUGAUCAAUCAAGAGACCAAAGAUUCUGUUCUACCUGGUGAAAUUGUGCUUAUGCCCACUCAAUUGGCAGGUCCCCUGCCUCCUAAGGUCGCAGGUUUAAUUUUACCCAAAUUUUCUGCGGCAAAGGAAGGAAUCCAGGUUAUUCCUGGAGUUCUGGAUCCUGACUAUGUAGGCACAAUAAUGGUUCAACUCUGGAGCCAUAUGCCCAUGCAAUUAAAAAGGGUGAGUCUUGGGCGCAUUUGGUGGUGCUCCCUUCUCAUCCUACUGCUUCUAUUAUGGAUACUAAUUUGCACGAGCUCUCUUCUUUCCCUCCACAGCUGUUAGCUGUAGUCCAGAGGAUUGGUGAGAAGAAACUUCUUCGUAAGUAUAAAAUCAAUGGUAUUGUGCUGGAAGGCUUGAUUGACACAGGCGCAGACGUUUCUGUAAUUUCUAGUAGUUGCUGGGACCCCACGUGGCCCCUUGAGUCUGCCUCUGCAGUCUGGGGUGUGGGUGGCCCCCAAACCUCUUCCAAAAGCGUACAGUGGCUGCCUGUUUCUCUGCCUGAUAGCUCUGAAACCAUUGCUUACAUCCAGCCCUGUGUGCUGAAAAUCCACCUCAAUCUGUGGGGAAGAGACUUACUACAACAAUUACAAGCUACCAUUCAAUUUAAUGAGUAA